Molecule: messenger RNA, 19799 nt
Organism: Caenorhabditis auriculariae
Lineage: Eukaryota; Metazoa; Nematoda; Chromadorea; Rhabditida; Rhabditidae
Source: the annotation of a GenBank genome assembly
AUGAGGGGCCCUCCAGGACGCAACAUGCCCGCCCUAGCCAUCAGGCCCCUGAGAAGAAAUGAGUCGCGUCAUUACGUGUCGAUGGCGUAUAAUACCACGUUGCAAAAGUUGGGCGAAAAUUGUCAUUUUUGUUCAUUUUUCAUUAAAUCCUGGAAUUCGCAAUCUUUUCAAUAAUUUAUUUAAUUUUUCAGUGGAUAUGAUGUCCAGUUGAAUUUUUUUAUGUGAAGUACGGUUAUAUUUGUUUUUUUCUUUAAGCGAAAUGUUCCAGAUUUAUGGUUACGAACCCGCUGACUAGUGAGAGAAUAAAUUUCCGUCGCCACCAAAUUGGAAAUUCAAAAAACCUUGUUUUAAAGGUUCGAAAACAACGAUUUUACAAGAUUUUAGAAGAUUCCGUUUUUUGCGCGUUCUUUUUCUUCCAAUGGCGUUUUUUUGCCAUCGCGGUUUUGGCCCCGGGCGCCCUGGGCAGCGACUUAUCAAGGAAUGGCCAUGGCGGCCUACGUCGUUUUUGAAAUGUAAACGUUUGAAAACGCUUAGGGGCGCCAUUUCUCCACCUUUGGUAGAAAUGGUUCUCAAGGACCUCUAAGGCUGUCACUAUAGGGACCACUCUGGAAUUCCUAAGCAGGUUAAUCGUUUCAAAAUCUUCAUCUGGAGUGGUUUGACUCAUUUUCAAGAAAGUGCUUAUGCUCCCAAAAAUGGCUAAUUUAUAUAGAAUUCAAAGGUUUUUAUUGAAUUUUAAGAUUUUCUACACACAUAAAAAUUAGGUAUCAAAGUUAUCUAUUUCCACUGUUUUUGGUAGUUUUUUUUUUUUGGACUCUGGAUGUCCCUUUUCGGAAAAAUAGAUAAUUUAGUAGACUGAGACUUUUAAGGUUUUUCAUCAUAGGACCAGUUUCCAAGAAUAAUAUUAAAAAAAGAUGAAGCCACUUUUUUUAUCUUGAAGCACUAGGCUUACCCCGGGGUGGGAUCCAGCCGACGUAUCAAUCAAUCAUUUAUUUGUUUCUGAACGAUUUACUUAGGGUCUUUGAGGCCGCUUAUAAGGGGAUAAAACACAAAAAAUAAAAAGUUAAGUAAACACAGGUGCGUUUAAAGGAAUUUUAAAAAAAGCAAUAAAAAAUAUUAAGCAAUGAUUACUUUUCUAAAGACCCUGGCAGAUCAUGAAUGGUCAAAACAGGAGCUAAGAAUACAGUUUCAUAAGAAAAGGCGAAAGACUUGCUAUCAAUACUUCUAAAUUUGGGGUGAAGAUAAAAUCGUGCCUACGGAGAUUCCGAAGAUCGGAAUUGGCAUUGAUAUUUGAAGAAGUUGUAGAUGAAUAAAUAUAACAUAAGUCAGUUACAUGGGGGUCUAAAUUUUCGACAAUUUACUUCUUUUUCAGGCGGAGGCUUUUCAUCCCGUGGGCGCGGUGGAAUGCGCACCAACUAUAACAAUAGAGGCGGCAUGUCCAGGAGUUUUGGUACGUUUUUAGAUAAAAAUGGUUGAAUAGCGAUAUUUUAGGAGCGAAUCCACCCCGCGCGGCGACUAAAUCCACCUACGGUGGUUACUCAACCUCCCAAAGCGGUAAGGAAAGGGAAAAAAAAUGAAGAGAAGCUGAAAAUUUUGGGGGGAAGCUCCUUAAGAAUCAGUGGGAAGAAAAAAAAAUGAGAUAGAUUUUUGAAAAUAGAGAUGGCAAACGGUUUCUUUUUUACUGCCUUUUUCCGUCCUUUCAUCGGCCUCUAUCCGCCCUUUUGGACCCCUUUGAAAAAUACAAUUUUUUUUAAAAAUUAAGAAUAAUCUUUACAAGUGACUGUGUAUGAACCAGAAAAAUCUGGAGUAAUAAAAUCGGGAAUAAUCAAUGUUCGAGCUUCUCAGCACCCUUUUUGCACCCUUUUUGCACCCUUUUUGCAUCCUUUUUUGAUGCUUUUUAGCUCACCAAGAAAGGCUCAAUAAAGGCCGCAAAACGGAACCCUUUUUGCGGUCAUUUUGCACCCAUUUUCUGCACUUCCGACUUUGGCAGCGCUCUAUACAGUACCGCCCAAAAAGAUUGUGAACUUUAAUUUUUUAUGGGGGGCGGGGGGCUAACUUUUCCCUAAGUAGAGAUAUCAAUCUGAAUAUUUUUUUGCAAUGCGUUUUGUGAGAUUAAAAAUACACACCCGCAAAGUUUCACAAAAAAAUAAGCAAGAAAAAAAUUUUUGUGUCAUUUUUUUCGAACUUUUUGUGAAAUACGAAUUUUUCCGGAUACUAAGUUCAAUCCACAAUUUUUUUGUAAAUAAUAACAUUUACUGAAGAAGUCAAUGUGUAUAUAAGUUAUCCUAGUCUAAUACUUGGUCGCGAAACCCCGAGAACUAAUCACAGCUUGGCAUCGACGAGGCAUAGAGUCCAUCAAAGUAUCGAUAGCCGACAUCGGUAUUUUUUUCCACCCUCCACUCGAAACUACCGUACACUCACUUAUUAAAUAGUGUGUCAAAUCUCCAGAAAAAGUUUCAUGAAGAUCAGCGCGCUAGGCCUGAAAAGCCAAAAGUUCACAACUUUUUGGGCGGUACUGUAGUUAUGACGUCAUGUCUGAAAUGAACAGUAGACCGUUUUUCUCUGCACCCUCCUCGUCUCUCAGAAACCCUCUCAUGUUCACAUGAUAUUUCCGUUUUCUCUGACUUUUCCGGCGAGGGAACAGAGAGACGCAGACACUAGGAAAAUGUCAAGUCGCGGUGAAGGUACUAUAAAAAAUUUCGCAAGAAAAAAAGAGAUCAAUUUUUGAAAAUAGAGAUAAUAUAGUUAUGACGUCAUGGUUUUAAUAAAUAGUAGCACGUUUUUCUCUGCGCCUCUCUCAUGUUCACAUGCUAUUUCUCAUGUGUCUCUGACCUCGCCGGUGAGGGAACAGAGAGACGCAGACACUUGGAAAAUGUCAAGUUGCGGUGAACGGACUAUAGAAACAUAGGAAAAAGUUUCAAAUAUUUUUCAAGCCAGACCUUUUUUGAAUAGUUCCGAGACCUUUGCAGGUUUCAACGCAAACCAAACGGUGGGAGGAAGCUCUCGUUAUGAUGAUUACGACGCGCCGCGUAGGGAUGACAACUACGACCGGAAUCGUCGGAACGUCUCCUACCAACAGCCGUCCCCGAACGAAAACUUGCGGGGCGGCUACAAUGACGACCAGUAUCGUCAUCAGAGGGCCGGAAGCGGCGAGAGCGACCGGAGUGGUCAAAGUGGCCGGGGCUAUGGCGGCGAGCGGUGAGGAUUCGAUAGGGACAAAAGAAAUCUGUACUUGGGAACUCCACAGUGGUUCCUAUAGGCGCUCAUUUCAUUUUGCCUUCUCCCCUAGGGGCUACUCGAGCUCAAAAAAGUGGCCACUAGAGUGGACAAACCGGUCGAAUGAGAAGAAGCACUUCCCAUACGAAAAACUUGAUGAAUCAAUUAUUUGGAUAAAAAUUAUCGAAAAUUGUUGAACUUUCGACUUUUUAAUUGGAUACAAAUUUGCUCAAACACUCUCUGAAGGUCUAGAUGAAGAUCCCUCAUAGUCGUUUCCACCGCAAACAUCUAGUUUUUAAGAUAUGAUUUAUGAAAGUUUGAAAGAAAUGUAAUUUAGGCCUGAAUUUUCGACCUUCGGAUUCAAUUAUCCUAAAAAAUAUAAGCUGGAAACUUUGAUGAAGUUUCUUAUAAACCUUCUUUGUUUGAGCAAGUUUGUAGAAAAUUCCAAGUAAAAAAAACGACCUCCUCGUGGGGUCUAAUUCUUUGAUAAAAGCGAAAUUCGAAAAAAAAAGAUUGAAAAUUUUCAUCUUGACAUUGAGAAAGUUUUUGGGAAGCUUUGUAAGAAAUUCCAAGUCGAAAACUAAAAAUACUUUCCCUGUCAGAGACCCUUGAAAAGGAAAUUCGUUUUUCCUAGGUUUUAAUGAAAUUGGUUUUUCCUAGGUAAAAUGUAGAUUCAAAAAGUAACCUUUUCGGCUAUGAGAAUUUAAAAAAAUGAAUCCAUCUUCUAAGUAUAGCCCGUUCACGGCUGGCUUGGGACAUAAAACGGGCGGUUUGAUUUUCGCGGCGAAGGUUGAUUAUGGCGACUAUUCAUGCGCCUUCGCCGAUGAAAGAAAAUCUAAAAACCAAUGAAAUGAAUGCAAACAUAAAAUAAACUUAAUAGAAACAGAAAUAAUUCACCAAAAAAGGCUCUUAUUAAUGGCACAUGUAUGGCGGCCAUGAUCUACCAUCGCCGCGCAAAUAAAACCGCCCGUUCGCCACGCCUUUUUGCGUCCCAAGCUAACCCUGAUUCGGAUUUACCAUUGAAAUUGUAAACCCCCAUUGUUUGGCCUAUCCCUCGGCGCAAGCCGCUGCGAGUCGGGCGCGGCCAAACAUGGGGUCAGCCUCCCUCUUCCUUCCAAUUAACUCUGGUUCCUUUGCAUUUGACCGAGAAAAUCUUUCGCCUUUUACUAAAGAUUUCCGUGCAAAGGGGCAACUUUAUGAGUAUUGCCCAAUUUUUGGAAACCCCUCGAAAGAGCGGGUUAAAAUACCAAAUGCGUGACGAUUUUCGAAAUUGCGAAAUAACAAAAAGUGGGCUGUGCAAUCAAAGUAUUGAUUAACCAGAGAUCAUGAAUUUACGCAAUUUCAUUGGAUUAACUAGGGAACUACUCGGAUUCGGGUACCCGUUUCGAGUUGAAACUUUGGUGGCUUAUAACUCGGGCAAGAGUACUUGGAAACAAGAGAGAUUAUCUGCUAAACCCCAUAGGCUUCUGAGAAAAAGCUUUUUGAAAAUGAACAGUUUAGGCUUGAAAAUGAUCAAUUGUUUGCUUUCCUCCUUCUUUUGACUGGAAAAAAGUUUUUUAGAGUUUAUCAUAGCCGGAUCAUUCAAGGCGCUUGUAUUAAAAUAUAAAAAGAAGGUAAAAAAAUAGUGUUCUGAAAAUUUUCAGGCCUAGUAUUCACAUUUCCUACUAAUUUUUUCUCUAUUGGGUUUAGCAAAUAUUCUUUCUGGUUUUCAAGUAUUCUGCUUCGGGUCUAUAAACCACUGAAUUUUGAACUCGAAACCCGUAUCCUAGUCCGAGUAGUUUCCUAGUCAGGCUAUUAUCAGGAUUGGAAAUUGGCAUGUUAGAUAGUCGGUUCGGUCACUUUUUUAUAACGACUAUUUUUUCAAAAUUUAAAAAUUUGAAAAGUUUUUUGCGCUAUAUUAAGGUGUUAGCGGUUUUAAAGUAUCUUUUUUGCUUCAUUAUAUGACGAGUUUCGAAGUCAGUUUUUCGAAAAUUCUGAUCAUUAUGUUCACGAAAAUUCAUCUUUUUUUAAAAUUUUUCCAUUUUCGUCAAAAAAAAAGUGCUAUGAAAUCUGAAAGAACACUAUUUUGCACUUGAAACAGUUUGAUUUCGUGACAAAUUUAAUGGUUGACAUGAAAUUUAAUGAAAAAAAAAUCCCAAAAUUUCCUAUUUUGAGCGCCAAUAUUCGGUUUUCGAAACUUAAAACCUAACCAAAAAGCGAGUUUUAUGCAUUUCGAACUGCUAAAAAAAUUUUAAUAUUGAAAAAAACUUAAAAAUUUUCAAAAAAAUGGCCAUAUUGAAAAAAAGUGAUCGACUUUUCCAGCAUUUCCUGGAGACUGAAAUUUUUUUUUUGAAGAUAAUUCCGAAAAGAAAAAUCAACAAGUCUAGAAAAAACUGAGAUUUAACAAAAAAACCUGUUUUAUCAAUAUUUUUUUCGUCAAGCAGAACUUUUGAUUCCUAAUUAUCUGAAAACUUGAUAAGUUUGCGAUUCAAAAUAGAAAAUAGACAGCUGCAAACAUUUUUUCGGCUCUAUAACAAAGUUUAAGUUUCAACUUUUUGCAGGGACGGGUAUUACGCUAGAAAUGAAAAGGACUCUUUUUCGAGAAGCAACUUGGAAUCGGAGUAUCCAAAAUGGAGCACCGGCUCUCCGAAUGGAGGGACCCUGAAGGUCGACACGCGGAACAGUGUCCCGCCGCCGCCCGGUCUCGGCCCUCGACUCAACCAGGACACACUCGUCCCGCCGCCGCCAGGUCUCGGAAGAACGUCCCACGCGGCUCCCGCCGUCCCGCCUGGCCUCUCCAGGGCCUCACCGCCGGUGAGAAUUGGAUCUUGUAGAGGGCUUGGCCCGUUUUUCGCGAUAUUUGGAAGGCUAGGACUUCUCUGCGCCCUCUUAUCUUUACGUGAAACUUUUUUUCGCUUCUCUAACUUAGUCGAUGAGGGAGCAGAGAGACGCAGACACUUAAAAAGUGUCAAGUCACGGUGAACGGACUAUAUGAUGAAAAUUUCGAAUUGACCGUGUAAAUUGUAAAUUUUCACUUUCUGUGAUUUAUUUUUCGAGAAUUGACUCUUGUAGAGAUUUUCGUCCGCUUUUCGCGAUUUGGAAGUCUGGGGCUUCUCUGCGCUCUCCUCGUCUCUUAGAGACCCUCUUAUCUUUACAUGCUAUUUUUUUAAAUUUUCUCUAACCUCUCCGGCGAGGGAACAGAGAGACGCAGACACUUAAAAAGUGUCAAGUCGCGGUGAACGGACUAUAUGAUGAAAAUUUUGAAUCGACCGUGUAAAUUGCAAAUUUUCAUUUUUUUUUUUUCGUUUUCUCAUUUUCUUAUCUUCAUCCAACUUCAAGUACUGGCUUUCAUUUCUGCGCUCAAAUCAAAAUUCGAAUUUUUCGAUUUUUCGUCUUCCUCAACCUUUAAAACCUGAAUUUUGUACCCUGAAUCCGUUUUUUGUAGCAUCAAAAUUUUUUAGCGAUGAUAUUAUCGUAUUAAUUUAUUAUUUAGAAGCUCAUAAAGACGAAAUUUUUUUUUCAAGUUUUUAUGAUUUCUGGAUGACAUGACCUUUUCUUGUUUCCACAAGCCUAUUUCUUAUUUUUAAGCGUAAAAUCAAGUCAAAUUAAAAAAAAUUUUUCUGGAGCUUACUAAGAUUUCCACUGUGAACUGACUAGGGAACUACUCGGACUCGGGUACGCGUUUCGAGUUGAAACUUUGGUGGCUUAUAGACCCGGGUAAGAGUACUCGGAAACAAGAGAGAUUAUCUGCUAAACCCCAUAGGCUUCUGAGAAAAAGCUUUUUGAAAAUGAAGGGCUUGAAAAUUAUCAAAUUUCUGUUUUCCUCCUUCUUUUGGCUGAAAAAAAGUUUUUUAGAGUUUAUCAUAGCCGGAUCAUUCAAGGCGAUUGUAUUAAAAUAUAAAAAAAGGUAAAAAGCAGUGCUCUGAAAAUUUUCUAAUUUCCACAUUUUCUGCUUAUUUUUUCUCAGUUCUCUAUCGGGUUUAGCAGAUAUUCUCUCAUUUUUUCAGGUAUACGGACUUAGGUCUACAAACCACUAAAUUUUCAACUCGAAACGGGUACCCGAGUCCGAGUAUAGCUGAUUCACGGCUGGCUUGAGCCAUCGAGAAAAGGGUCCUGCCACGAAAAGAGACGAGACAGUGCCCUGGUUGGUGGAGAGUGCAGACAGGCCGCGCCUUUUUGCGUCCCAAGCUAGCCGUGAAUCGUCUAUAGUUCCCUAGUGAGAUUCUUCCCUUGUUAGCAAAUAUCUUUUGUUUAGACAGUAUUCGAAUUUUAAAUGAUGAUCAGAAAUUUCAGGCCGCCUACUCGCGGGCGUCCCCGAACUACGGUGACAUCCAGGAAGAUAGAAACGCAUUUGGCCAGAGUUCGAAGGUGAGUUCCAAGUUUUGAGAAGGAAAAGAAGGAGAAAAGAGUUGAAAUUUCUUUGACUAACUCAUAAAUACUAUUUUCGAAGUUUUGAAGCUUACGAGAGAGUUGGAAAAAAAAGCAUAUUUUUGAGAAUCUGGCUAAAAUUUUUUGUCUUCUAAAGCCUCUAAUUCAAGAGCAGGAAGAAAUUCAUGCAUUUUUUUCCCACGUUUUGAAGAUUUGAAAUUUUGAAAGAACGCUUUUUUUUUAAAUUUGGUUUUUGCGGACUUUAAACAGUUAUCAUUUGUAAAAAAAUAUUUGUUUUAGGAAAUAUAUUUUUUUUCUGAAUCUCGAGAAAAAUUUUUAAUCAAUGGGUGGACUGAAAAAAAUUUCCUUGAGAUUUUUUUAGCCGAGAAAAAAAGUGGUUUUUAAGAUUUUUGAGUAGACGAAUUAUCAGAAAAAGUUUAUUUUUUUGUUUUUUUAGGAUCAUUCAGAUAAAAAUUUCAACAAUUUUUUUGGCAAAAACUCAUUUUUUUCGUGAUGAUCUCGUUCAUAAAAAAACUGGGAAGAACAAAAAAAUUUUUAAAAGGUUUUUUUGAAAACAACCGCCAUUUGGUGUACCUGUUCGGCAAAUAUUUUUUUGAAAAAUUUUUUUCCUGCUUGACAAAUUUCGGAAACAAAAUUUAAAUUUCAAAUGAUUUUCUAAAAAUUCCAGACCAGCACUUGGGGCGCUCCUUCAAGCUACGCUGGCUCGAAUGAAGACAGAUCUCAAGUUGGUCAAAGUUCCAGGGUAAGUUUUCAGUUCCGAGAAGAAGAAAAGAAAGAAAAAAUAGGUGAUCUACGUUCAAAAUUUUUCUUUACUGACUGAAAAUUAACAUAUUCAUUCAAUUUGGACCUUUUUCUGAGCUGUGAAGUUUUAAAAUACUCGAACAAUGCUUUUUUCGUCAUGAUUGGUAUAUUUUUCGGACUUCUGUAGGUCAAAAAUCGAAAAAAAUUAAAUUUUAUUUCAGUGAAUAUUCCAUUUUUUUUUAGAUUCAAGGGAAACUUUAGGCAAUUUUGAUCAGUAGGUCAACCGUGAGCUUGAAAUACUUUCACCUUCGAUUUUUAAUUUUUCUAAAUUUGUUCUCUAUUAGAUUAUUGAAGAAAAAAAGAUUUUUAUGGCAUUUUUUUAGGUUAUAACUUGGUUAAAAAAAUAAAAAAAUGUUAAUUUUUUUCGUUUGUAUAUUGGAUCAGGUUCAUCUAGAGAAAAAGUCAGCGAAGUUUUAUUAGAAAAAUUCGUUUUUUUAACUAUCUUGUUCAAAGGAGCGUAGAAGAAAUCAACGGGAAACUUGGCGAAAUUUCGAAAAAUUGUUCGGAUUUCAAAGAAUUUUCUAAAGUUUCAGCCAACCUGGGGCGCUCCCUCGAGCUACGCUGGCUCGAAUGAAGACAGAAAUCAAGUUUCUACAAGUUCGAAGGUAAGUUUUCAGUUUUGACAGGGAGCAGAAUGAUCGAAAUUUCAUUGGCUGACUAUAAAAGGUGUCUUUUUAAAGUUUUUUUUAGUAAAUAUUUCUCGCGGUUGAACUUUUGAUGAAACUUUGCUGGAGUGUACUUUAGGACCCCUUGAUCGCGACAGAUCUCGUUUUUGAGUAAAGACGCUUCAAAAGCUUGAAAUCGCGCCUUUUUGGCCAAAUUUGCGUAUUUUGCGGACUUUGCAGGUUCAUAGCCUUGAAAACGAAAUCUGUUGCGAGGAUUUUUUUUUUCUUGUUCUGGGAUGAAGAGGUUCUAAGGGGGGGCUAAUUUCGAUAUUUCGGACCUUGGUAACGCGAACAAGACGCGAAUCGGACGUGUCGGGGCAUUUCUAGUGACUACUUUAGUAGCUUCAGAACCCUUAAGUGAUCCCUAAACUUGCCCAGAAACGUCCGGAGCACGUUCGUUUCGCGUUACUAAUGUCCGAGAUCUUUUAGGUUUUUGAAGAAAAAAUAUGCGUUUUGAGGCCUUUGAAACGUUUGUUUUCAUUAAAAAUCAGAAAAAAUUCAGUUAUUGCUUGUUUAUAUGAUCAGGGUGUGCCAGAGAAGAUUCUAGAAUUUUUUUGAUUUUUUUCAAUGACCAUCUAGAGACAAUUUCAGUAAUUUUUUUCGUCAAAAAAAUUCUUUUUCAUCUUGUUAAUGGAAGAGUAGAUAAAAAUAGGAAAGAAUAAUAAUUUUCUUCUGAAAAAAAUGUUCAUUUUGGCAUAUUUUUUUCAGGAAUCUCUGAGACGCCGCUUCGGCGUCUCACUGCAGAAGUCAACCGAGGAUAAAAAUGAUGAUGCUCCGCUUAUUCGGAGCGAAUCUCCGCCACGUCCGGUUCAGUUUUUAUAAUAUUUUUUGAAUUGGGCAUAGAAAAAUGAACAAGAAAAAGGUUUUUUCAGUUGUAAAAUUGGGUUUUAAGCUUGGAUUUUCUCACGAAAAUGGGGAAUUUGGAGAGCUUAGCUUUAAUUUAACAGAAGUUAGGAGAAUGGAUUUUUUUACUGACCCUUGGCUCGAUUGUUAGAACCUCUAAUGGAUACAGAAUAUUAGAAUAAAUUGGGAAAAAUGGAAAAAAAUUAUUUUAUCUUUAUGUUCGUUAUUUUAUCGUUUUUUUGAACUAAAAAAAUACAAAAAAAUCAACAAGAAAUAGAUUGAUUGAGUCAAAAAAACUGGGUUUUUAGCUUCAAACCUUGCACAAAAAUCGAAAAAUUUAUCAGGGUUCAGAUCUAAAUUAACAGUCAAAUAAGAAAAUGAAUUUUUUUUUGACCCUUGGCUCGAUUUUUAGAACCUCUAAUAAAUACAGAAUAUCCGAGUAAUUUGGGAAAAAUGGAAAAAUUUUUAUUUUAUCUUUAUGUUCGUUAUUUUAUCGUUUUUUUGAACUAAAAGUACAAAAAAAUCAACAAGAAAUAGGUUGAUUUAGUCGUUAAAUUGGGUUUUGAGCUUGAUAUUUUGUACAAAAUUGGAAAUUUAUCAGGGUUCAGCUAUUAAUUAACAGUCAAGUUGAUAGAAUUUAUUUUUUUGACUUUUUGGCUCGAUUUUUUUAGAAUCUCUAAUGAAUACAGAAUAUUAGAAUAAAUUGGGAAAAUGGAAAAAUUUAUUUUAUCUUUAUGUUCGUUAUUUUAUCGUUUUUUGAACUAGAAAUACAAAAAUCAACAAGAAAUAGGUUGAUUUAGUCGUUAAAUUGAGUUGUAACCUUGAGAUUUUGUACAAAAUUGGAAAUUUAUCAAGUUUCAGAUCCAAAUUAACAGUUAGGUUGAAUAUCAAAAAAAUGGAUUUUUUUGUAUUUUUUUGACAAUAUUUUUUUCGUGGAAUAUCAAUCAAAUUGUUCAGUUUAAUGUAGGGCAAGUUGAAAAAAAGAGUCUAAGCAUCAAAAAUUCAUCAAAAUGAAGAAAAAAACCCGGCGUUUUUUUAUAGUCAAUCCUUCCCGACUUGAAAGGCGAGAGGGUGGAGAAGUGGGCGGGACGCGUUGCGUACGCGACGCGGCUCCUUGGGGGAGAAUCGAGGUCAAACGGGAGCCAUUAUUUUUUUGUAUGUUUUUCUCCUUUUUUAAUGGAUUUUCAAUGGAUUUUUUUUUAUGGGUCGAGUUGAGUGAAUAAAAGGAUGUUGAAACAUUAAUUUAAUUUUUUUCAUUUUUUUCUCAAGAUUUUUUUGACCUCGAUUUCUCCGCCAAAAAAAGCCGCGUCGCGUACGCAACGCGUCACCUGUGGUAGUCUACUCAUCUCGUUUUUUGAGUCGGGAAAAAAUUGAAUAGAACAAAAUGAAUCAUAGAGGGGAAAGUACAGAAAUCAUCAAGUCGGGGAAGAGGAAUGGGCUUAAAGGAAUUCAGAAAAAUUAGGUAUAAAAUCAAUUUUCCACCUCACUAGGAAACUACUCGGACUCGGGUACGCGGAUCGAGUUGAAACUUUAGUGGUUUAUAGUCAAUGUUUCCCGACUUGAAAGGCGACGGAGGCGGGGCAGUGGGCGGGACGCGUAGCGUGUGCGUACGCGGUUCUUGGCACGUGUUCAAUUCAACCGCCAUCUACUCUUUGAAAAGCCCGUUUUUCGCUUUUUUCAUUCCUUUUUCAAUUAUUUAUUGAUUAUAUCCAUGUUUGCAUCAAAAAAAUAGUAGAAAAACAUUGAAAAAAGAGCGGUUGCCGAGCUUUUUUUAAAUAGUCGGCGACAAUUGAAUUGAACUUGUGCCAAGAACCGCGAACGCACACGCUACGCGUCCCGCCCCUUGCCCCGCCCCUUGCCCCGCCCCCUCGCCUUUCAAGUCGGGAAACAUUGACUAUAUAAGCCCGGGUAAGAGUACUUGAAAAUAAGAGAAAAUAUCUGCUGAACCCGAUAGAGAACUGAGAAAAAAUUAGUAGAAAAUGUGAAAUCUAGGCUUGAAAAUUUCCAAAAUACUGUUUUGUACCUUAUUUUAUAUUUUAAUACAAUCGCCUUGAAUGAUCCGGCUAUGAUAAACUCUUAAAAACUUUUUUCCAGCCGAAAGAAGGAGGAAAACAGAAAUUUGACAAUUUUCAAGCCCUUCAUUUUCAAAAAGCUUUUUCUCAGAAGCCCAUGGGGUCUAGCAGAUAAUCUCUCUUGUGUCCAAGUAUUCUUACCCGGGUCUAUAAGCCACCAAAGUUUCAACUCGAAACGCGUACCCGAUUCCGAGUAGUUCCCUAGUCAGGGAGGUUAUUUUUACCACAAUAAUACCCGUUUCUGUCUCAGAAGGUAUAGUUGAUUCACGGCUGACUUGAGCCAUUGGAAAAAGGGUCCUGACACGAUAAUACACGAGAUAGUGCUCAAGCUAGACGUGAAUCAGCUAUAGUAUCAACUGUACAUUAGGAAAACUUGGGAGGAGGCGGCUUUUAAAAAUGGUCUGCCCGUGUAUAAAGUGAACCAUUUUCUGCAGGUCAAAUUUUGAAAACAGGUUAAAAAUGGAAAAUUAAUUUCUGAAAUGUUUGGCUCCAUUUUUGAACCUCUAACAAACUAAAAAUAUCAGAGUAAAUUUGAAAAGUCAGGAAUUUUUUUAGUUCUGAGGAAAUGGAGAAAGGAAACGAUCAAAAUUUAAUAAAUUAAUUUUGAAAAAAUUGCAAAAUUUGCUCUUAUAUUUUUAAUGGAAUUGUUCGAAUCCCCUCAAUUUCUUAAGAAAAAGUUGAAUUUUCGAAAUUAUCGAUUUAAUUGUGAAUGGAUCAACGCGUUGCGGUUGCAAAACGGUCAAUUUGUGAUGGAAUUCACAUUUUUUAUUCAAGACCGCAUCGCAACCGCAACGCGUCGAGUUUUUCCAUUUCCUUUUUUUUUCAGCGAUUGAGAUCAAUAUGGCUUGCAAUUUUUUAAAAAAUAACUUUUCCAAUUUCCAGCCGGCCGCCACCGCACCGUCCGAGUCGAUUGUGGCCCAAAAUGUAAUUUUUUUUGUUUUGAGAUAAUUUUUCACUUAUUAACUGGUUAUUGAGUGUAAUUGGAAUUAUUAUCGGACGACAAAUUAUUGAUUAAUGUACCAUUUACAGAAAAUAUCCCGUGGAAAAGUCGCCCGGGCGUUUUUGAGCGUCUUGCUGAGCAAAAAUGGACAGCCGGUCCGCAUCGAUCAACUCAUCGACCUUUCCAAAAAUUACCUGAAAGGGUUCGUUUUAAAGAUUUCACCGUCUUUUGAAGAUUUUCGUAAGGUUACUAUUGAAAUUACAAGGGGGAAAGGUUGGAAAUUGGUGUAAAGUUGGUAUUUUUCGUGAUAAAAAAAGCGAGCCUCUUUUUAAUAAGCAGGGGAACGAAAAAUGACGAAUACCUUUUUAUUUUAACAAUUCCUACACCUUUAGAAAACAAUAUGCGAAUUUUUUCGACUAAUUUUCAUUAAAACUGAGCUUUUACAUUGUUGGUCAUACCCCUCGGCGCAAGCCGCUGCGAGUCGGGCGCGGCAAAACAUCCGGUCACUCUCCCUCUCUCUCAAAUUAACUCUGGUUCCUUUGCAUUUGACCGAGAAAAUCUUUCGCCUUUUACUAAAGAUUUCCGUGCAAAGGGGCAACUUUAUGAGUAUUGCCCAAUUUUUGGAAACCCCUCGAAAGAGCGGGUUAAAAUCAUCUCUAACCAAAAUGAACCGGGACCUUCCCGGUUCACCCCGCAUUAAACCUGGAUGGGGUGCACUCUUGGGGAAAUUGGUGAAAGAAAAAGUCAAAAAAAUCAUGUGCGUCAGGCCGGGAACGCACAUUUUAUUUUUUCGAAAGAAAUCUUAAACCCUUUUAAUUGUCGCCCGGGCUUCUGGCCUACAUUUAAAAAAAAAAGCCUGCGUGGGUUCGGGCCAGGCCGAGCUUCGAAAGAAAUCUUAAACUUCUUUUUGAAAAAAUUUCACGGAAAAAUUAUUUUUACUUCUUGAAUUAUAUUUUCUAGUAACUCCAUAAGAAAAACUAAACAAAAAUACCACAUUUCUCGUUAAAAAAGCGAAAAAUUUGACUUGAAAAGACUUUGAUUUUUUUGUGCCGGUCCAGCCAUUUUUGCUUAAGGCCUCCCUAGGGCCGGGCCGGGUUGAAAAGUGACCAGGGGCCGAGAGGUUGACGGGCCGGUCCUCGCACAAGCCUGGAGCUACCGUAACAACUUUAGGAUGAAACUGUAGAAAAUGGUUAUAUUGGGAAAAAAAACCCCCUUCGAAAUCGUGUAGGGAAAAAGUACCUUAAUUGGAAUUUGAAGCUAAACGGGAUACACCCCUGGUUACACUGUGGGGUGCACCGAGGGUUCGACGCAACUUCGGUUAGACUAAAGUGCUUUUUUAAUAGCUUUAGUGAAUAGAGAUUCAGAUUUUAAUAAUGGGUUACGAAACCAUCAAAAUUCCUUCAAGUGGAACUUCUCCGACUUUGAACUUUUCCUGUUGAAUUUGAAAUUGCGGACAGCCAAAAAUUGAGCUUCUCCUUUUUCUUCAGCGAGGAUAUCAACUACUUGAUGCACGUGAACGGCGGACCCAAAAUCUUCGUUGAAGAAAUUGUAGCGUAUAAAGGGUUCCUCGAGGAGUACGAAGUCCGCCGCGUCCUUGAUAAUCACAAUAUUGAGGUUUUUUCCACUUUUUUUUUGGACUUUUUUGGGAAUUUAUAAAAUCAGUUGAUAAGCUGGACUGAAAAGUCGCAUGAAAGAUUGAAAAUGCUUUCUUCUUUUUUUUCUUUUUUUAAGAUUUGGAAAAAUUUUCUAACUUUUCGCGUAGGUAAGACUAGUAUUGCGGUCUCAUUUGUCAUUUUGAAAUUUUGCAAAUCUCUAAUUUUCAGGUUUAUGAAGAAGGACAUGAAAGCCAAUCAAAGGCUUGAUUCACUUGAAAACUGAUUUGGAAAAUUUUGAAGCGUUAUGCCUGAAAUGUCACAUAGGAUCGAUGUUUUUUUUUCCAAACGAGUUCCCAAAAACUUACAGUACGUGGUCGUCGAAAAAACGGAAGUAAACCCACCCCGCUACGACGGUGAAGCUCCUCGAGAGAGAGCCCGACCCACGCCGUCAUCGGCGGAAUCCGCCGGCUCGAGCAAGGCCGGCGAUUCCGACUACGCCAGAGCCAUGAAGUUGGCCGAGGACCCCGAAGUCCGCGAAGAGCUCAUCGGUCAAGUGAGUUCCGGAUGUGGUUCUUAUAGUCUGUUCUGGUUUUGAUUGGAAAGAGUUUCCUCAAGCUCCGCCCCUGAUGAAGCGAUAAGCCAACCAGGAAACGAGCACACCAGAUAAUUUUUUUAAUGGUUUCAUGGGCUUGGCAUAAAAAAUCUGAACACCUAAAGUCUGUAUGUAAGGUUUUCCCUUAAGCUCCGCCCCUAAAUCCGCUAUGAGUCAAUCAUAAAAAGAGUUUAAUGACGUCAUUUGCUUGACAUUCAAAAAACGAACACGUAAAGUCUAUAUUUGAGGUUGUCCCUUAAGCUCCGCCCCUAACUUUGCGAUGAACCAAUUAGAAAACGAGCACAUAAGACAUUUGAAUGACGUCAUGCGCUUGAAAUUCAAUAAAAUUAACGCUUAUAAAGUGUGUAGAUUUUGAUGUGAAGUCGGUUUUAAGCUCCGCCCCUAACUUUGCGAUAAGCCAAUCAGAGUAAGAGCACUUCAGAGAUGGCAUUUAAAUGACGUCAUGCGCUUGACAUACAAAACAUGAACAUGUAAGGUUUGCCCUUUAGCUCCGCCCCUAAACCCGCGAUAAGCCAAUCAGAAAGGACUUUCAAAUGAUGUCAUCUUCUUGGCAUUCAAAAGCUGAACCGAUUAUAAAAGAUAAAAGUGUCAAAAUAUACUGGUUUUUUCCAUUUUUAUAAAUCCUUCCAAAGGCACACGGUUAGUAAAAGAGAGAUCAGAGAUGAUGUAGCAGUAAAAUCAACUAUUCUAAUAUUAAAAACGCAAUUUUGUAGUGUUUUCUGUCGAAACUAGACUAUCACUAAGUUUAUCAUGCCACGCGGCGCAAACCGCUGCGAGUCGGGUGCGGCCAAACAUGGGGUGCGUCUGCCUCGCCCCUCCAAUUAACUCUGGUUCCUUUGCAUUUGACCGAGAAAAUCUUUCGCCUUUUACUAAAGAUUUCCGUGCAAAGGGGCAACUUUAUGAGUAUUGCCCAAUUUUUGGAAACCCCUCGAAAGAGCGGGUUAAAAUACCACUUCAACAAAAAUGAGGGUGAACCCUAGAAAAGGGAACUUUUCGGUGCAACUAUGGGGCUUUUUUUUUAAAGGGUCAGAGAUAAUUUUGCAUUUCGCGGAAUUUACUUUAAACACGGCAUAAAUUUACUAGGGAACGUUUUUUACACUCCGGUUGAAUUUUUGAUGAAACUUCUUCGAAGUGUACCCUAGGACCUUCUGAUUGCAGAAGAAGAAAAAAAAAAUUCUCGUUGUCGAGUUAGGAAACUUCAAAAGCUCGAAAUAGCGCUUUUUUAUCAUAAUUUGCGGGCUUUGAAGCUUCAUAAACCGAAAAAAAGAUCUGAAAAACAUUUUCUAGUUAUUGAAAAUUAACUUGCUUACAUAUUUAAAGCUAUACUGAAUUUUCACCGGCUUGAAAGACGAGAUGGGUAGAUUGGCAGUCGUGAAGCGUUGCGUGCGCGACGCGGCUUUUUGACGAAAAUUUGAAGUCAAUAAUCGAAAAAAUUGAUAAAAUCGAGGUAUUUUAUCAUUUUCAUGCUUAUAUUCGAUUAACUUAGCUUUUUCAGAACCAUAAAAAAUUCGAAGUUAUUGGAAAAUUAUUAAGAAAGGAAUGGAAAUUUAAAAAAUUUUCGCAGCCAGAAAACCGCGUCGCGUACGCAACGCACCACCCAUUUCGCUUUUCAAGUCGAGAAAAUUCGACUACAUAUAGGAGUGAAAUUAGGCCCAAAAAAGCUCUCCUUAUAAAAUUGUCAUCAUGAAUUCUUAUUUUUCAGAUGUUGAGUAUAGUGAGGCAAGCCAAUGAGGAGAAUUGGAAACCUACACUCGAGAUCGUGAGCGAGCAAGUCAUCAUGAUGGAAAAGAUGUCUGAAAGUUUCAAGCAGUUCCUUCUGAACCUGUGUAUCAGGGAUGACCCCAAGAUGCGCAUGGCGACGAACGGACUGAGUAGUGAGUUUGACGGGGAAAAUUAUGUAUGUCACGGCUGCCAAGCGGUCGUAAAGCAUCUGCAACCGACCUGAAACGAUUUUCGCCCGAAGCCAUAUAAAUAUCAGUUUUUAAUGCUUGAUCCAAUCGCAGCGCGACAAAAUAACAGGCGACUUCGAAUAUUUCGCGUUUUUUGAUAAAAAUGUCUAGAAAAAGUCUAAAAUGUCUACAAACUUGGCACUAGUCAGGAAACUCAAACUGGAAAAUCCAGCUCAAUUCACUAUUUUCAAAUCGCAAAACUCUCAACGUGAAACGGCUGCCAAGCAUCUGCAACCGACCUGAAACGAUUUUCGCCCGAAGCCAUAUCAGUCUUUAAAGCUUGAUUCAAUCGCUUACUUACUUAGAUACUUAGAUGGUCCAUCUUCGCUUUCGACCUUUUAUUGCCUUUUAGUGCCUUUUAUUGAUCGAAGCGUGGACCACACGUUUUCCAGGAGAUCUUGUGCAAUCGGUCAUCCAGUGUUGUCGUCCUGGUUGACUGGUAUUCUUGCGAAAAAGUUCCAUCCGUGGUGUUGAACGUGUUAUAGCAUAAUUGUGGUCUGAUUAUCCUUUUUGCCUUGCCAGGGCUAAAAAAGUCCGCCCAUUCUGUUAGCAGAAGCAAGCCGAAUUGCGUGACCGGUGUACCGUUAGCCGCCAUAAAUGGCGUUGCCUCCCCCUCACCGCGUAGAGGUGGUACUUGAAGGGGUGAUUCAAUCGCAGCGCAAUAAAAAGAACAGUUGACUUCGAAUAUUUCAAUUUUUUGACAAAAAUGUCUAGAGAAUGUCUGAAAGUAGCUUUUGAAGAGAAAAUACGGCUUUUUUGUAUGCGUACUCAGUAAGGCUGCGCAACCAGGUCGGCCAAAAAAAAAAAUUCACAUUUUUUCCGACAUAGUCAAUACUUGACAGAGAGUUGAGAUGAUUUUCGUCUGACCGAGCGCAAGUCGUUUUUGGUCGGGCGCAGUCAGAAAAAUUUUAAAAACCACACCCAUAGAGUCGUUUUACGGAUGAUGAUUCAAACUUGAGAAAAAUUAAUCCAAAAAGGUUAAAGAUCAAAAAAAUUUUUUUACAUAUAUUUUUUUACUUAUUUUUUUCUGAGCCUGAUAAUAGAUAUUUGGAACUUUCUAACAAUUUUUUUCAUUUUAUACUUAAUGUUCUCUUGGUUGAAUUUUUCUAAUAAUGAAUCAGAGAACGCCAUCGUCCAUAUUGUGAAGCCCGAAAAAAAGCAGUUGGUUUUCACGGAUUUUUUUGGUUUUUUUCUGGUUCAAAAAUCUGAGCUUCCUAUUCCAAAAAAAGAUAUAUAAAUGUUCAUAUUGUUCCCCUUUUUGCUUUACUUCUUUUUCUUCAUAAAUAUUUAAUAUUUUUUUCCUUUUUUUCUGAUUUUUUACUGUAAUUUUCAAGGGGGAAAGUUAGUUCAAAAAAAGUUGUAGGAAUUAUUUUAUGAAAAAAAAAUUUUUUUUUCAAUCAGUUUUGAAACAGUAAUGAUAUAAAUGAGGCUAUUUUUUUGAAAAUUGCGAUUUUUGAUAUCUGAAAUCGACUGAGCAACUUUGGAGGGGUCCCUAUAGGGGCCUCUGCAAUUUUUUCUCCUAUAGGGGCCUCUAAAACAAUAAAUCCCUAUAGGGACCCCUCAGAAAAUCCUCAGAAUCUGUAGAAUUUCAAGAAAUUUGCAAAUUUUCAUCAAGUUCGCUCUAUCGACAAUAUAUGGGCCUCGGACAUUGGUAACGCGAAACGGACGAGCUCCGGACGUUUCUGGGCGAUUCUAGAGAUCACUUAAGAGUUCUGAGGCUACUAAAGUGGUCACUAGAAAUGCCCCGACACGUCCGAUUCGCGUCCCGUUCGCGUUACCAAGGUCUGAGGCGGAACGGCGUUUUUCGAUUUACCUUCUCAAAAAAUUGAUUUUUUUUUUACAGUCAUGCAAUCAUCUGGUUUCACUCGCUAACUUCGAUAAUUAAUAUUUGAAGAGGAAAAAUUCAUAUUUUCCAAAGAAUUAGGCUUUAUUUUCUACUGACAAGGGAAGGUAAUUUUACUUUGCUGUUGGAAACUUUCUGAAAAUUGGCCAGAACGCUCCUUGAUGUAGCAAAUGAAGAUUCUGAAGGUCUCAAGAAAACACUGAAAAUAGGCCAUUUUGAGGUUUUUUAAAACUGACUCGGCAGACGCAAAAAGUACCGUAACUCAAAAUUUUCCCACAGUAACCCAAGAUGGUAUGUACUGUAAAAGUACUUAAAAUUGGAUUACCUAUCGAUUGAUAUAUCACUUGUCUACUAAUAACUCUUCAAUACUGAGAUACGCAGGUGCCCACCUGCCUACCGUAACCCGGCUACAGUAAGAGGAAAUGGCUCAAAAAGUUGGGUUCGCAUUUCUGAUGAUGGGUUAUCACACUGGAUGAAGUUUUGUCGAAAUCAAAAAAAAUUUUUUUUAUUGUACCCGUUGCUUUUAGAAAUUUUUGAGAAUAUCGGAGAAAUAUUAAAAGCCCUUAUUUCUCGAAGACUAGGAAGUUUUGCAGGUUGAGAUUUUCAGAAUCUUCUUCUGGUGCAUCAACCAGUGUUCAAGGCAAUUUUUAGAAAAAUCCCAAUGUCAGGAAUCUGCCUGUGUCGAUUUCAAAAAUUCAGUUCCGCCCUUCUCUGAUCAAUAGUUUUUCUUUUAAAUCCCAUUUGGAAAUUACUUUUUCUCAUCAAGUCGAAUUUUCAGCCCGCGGAGAGGGACUCGAUGUCUGGGAGGGCCUGCCCCUCCCUUGGAACGACUGGCCCCAUCCGUACUUUGACUCCUUCUUGAACGGCAAACGAGAACGGAUUACGGUUAGUUAUUAG